Malus domestica (apple) is the source of this 1764-nucleotide messenger RNA. RefSeq names its product protein PHLOEM PROTEIN 2-LIKE A10-like. The record is from RefSeq and is a predicted model, not a curated record. NCBI's taxonomy places the organism in Eukaryota, Viridiplantae, Streptophyta, Magnoliopsida, Rosales, Rosaceae.
CAAUAAAAUAUUUCUGGCGGGGGCGUCCUGCUGUCUCUCCCUCUCUCUCCUCCGUCACUGUAACGCCAGCCGGCUCCUCUCUCUCUCUCUCCUCUCCCACCAAUCGACAAUCACUCGGGAAGGUUCGUCUUCUCAUCGCCCUCCGUAUUUAAUUCCCCCAAUUAAUAUCUGAUCUGUCCAAUUCGUUGGGAUUUUCAACUCCAAAACCUUAGGAAUUCAUCGACCCAAAGCAAUCGAUAUUCAGUACCCAAUUCGUAAAAUUGUCAGUUCAUAUCCAUUCUCACUUUAAAGAUUGAAUCUUUACGGCUUCCCUUUUGUGAUUUGGGCUCCAAUGGAACUUGGGCUCGUCGCUAAGGGCUUGAAUUUCUCUCGGAGAAGAAGGCGAUGGCUUCUGUUACUCGCAGCACUUGGGGUCUCCGGCUAUGGAGCUUAUAGGGUUUACAAUUUGCCCUCUGUGGCCAGGAAGAGGAAGAGGUUCCUGAAGCUCGUAGGAGCCCUAAUUUCUAUGGUCGAGAUGGUCUCCGAUUCGGCCGAGACGAUUGGUGUUGUCUGUGGGGAUUUGAAGGAGUUUCUGCGUUCUGAUUCGGACGAAAUGCCCCAAAGUUUAAAGCAGAUUUCAAAAAUUGCGAGGUCGGAGGAGUUCUCUGUGUCACUGAGUAGGAUUACCGAGGCUAUGACGGUUGGGAUGAUUCGAGGGUGUAAAUUGGAGAUGAAGAAUGAGAAUGAAUCGGGGAAGGGUUUGGAGAAUUCGAGCUUUUCGGAUAGGGUUUUCGAGAAAGUUUUCUCUACGGCUGGAACCGGGUUCGUUUCGGUUGUGGUUGGAAGCUUUGCUAAGAAUUUGGUUAUGGGAUUUUACUCUGAUGAGCAAUCGGGUGAGAAUUCGAGUGUGUCGAAAUCAAGUCCAUCAGAUGUGCCUAGAUGGGUUAAUGUUGUUUGCAGUGAUAGAAGCAAGGAGCUCAUAGCAAAUUGCAUUCAGGUUUUCGUAAGCACUGCGGUUGCGGUUUACCUUGACAAAACGAAAGAUAUCAACGUUUAUGAAGAAAUGUUCGAUGGGUUGACCAAUCCCAAACAUCAGAACAGAGUGAGGGAUGUUCUGGUUUCUGUUUGCAAUGGUGCUGUGGAAACAGUUGUGAGGACAUCUCACCAAGUUUUGACAAGUUCCAGUUCGAGUUCAAGCUCGAAUUCGCAUGUGUGUUCAAUUGUUGAUCAGAGUGAAGGUCCAAGUGGAACUAUGGAUGAGUGCUUGCAUCGAGAGGUAUCUCCAAAGCAGCUGAAGGAGGGAAGUUCGUUUGAUGAUAUUCAGAAUAGUGGAUGGGUUAGGAAGGUUUCAUCUACAUUGGCAGUUCCGUGCAAUAGGAGGUUUGUUUUUGAUGUGACGGGGAGGGUGACGUUCGAGACAGUUCGAUCUCUCGUUGAGUUUAUGUUGUGGAUGCUAUUAGAUGGUUUGAAAAGAAGCCUUAGUGCACUUCAUGGGGAGGUUGCAGACAGGGGAUUGCAAGUCAUCACAUACUUCAGUGGAAAGUCUUCGGUUAUAGUUACUGUAUGUCUUGCUUUGCAUUUGUAUGUCUUGGGUGGUACAAGAGUUCUCUUGACUGCUUAAUUUGAUGGGUUUAUCCCUCCCUUGUAAGACGCUCCUAUCAGUCAGAUAUGACUCCCUUUGAGGAAGGUUGUGUAUGUAUAUCUUUGUCACUUAAUUGAAAAGGGAAAAAAAGGGGUUCAUAUCCAUGAUGAUGCAUGCUUUAAAUCAGGAAAUUUUAUUCCUUU